This is a messenger RNA of Saprolegnia parasitica CBS 223.65, 396 nucleotides long. RefSeq lists its product as hypothetical. The annotation marks the transcript as partial. The record is from RefSeq and is a predicted model, not a curated record. The transcript has a single exon. Lineage: Eukaryota; Oomycota; Saprolegniomycetes; Saprolegniales; Saprolegniaceae.
CGCGAGCAGCGCGUCGCUUCGGCACGUCCAGUGCCGUUUUUGGUGCAGGCGCCGUUGCACGUCGAGGCGAUCGGCGUGCCGCUCCCGACGGAGCUAAACAAGCUGCAUGGCACCGACCCGACGCUCGGCGAGAACGUGCAAACGCUCGUCAUCGAUGCGACCGAGACGACGUGGACCGACGGCCAUGAGGACUGGCUGCGUCACGUGACGCCACGUGUGACCAAAGUCGUCGUCGAUGGCGUCGACGACAAGCACCUGGCUGCAAUGCGAGCGCGUGCGGCCCAUUGGACGCCGCAGGGCCCAGGUCUGCAGUGCGCCGUUGAGCGAAGAGACCACGCGGCAAUGGACGACGAUCCGAGCGACGAUUUUCCCUCGUACCUUCGCUAUGCGCCGUAA